AUGGCAGCUGCGGCCAGUUCGACGACACCCUUAGAUCCUCAUUUGGGCAGAGCGGCAGAUUUUGUCAGACCAGAUUUUCAUCAGGUCAACUUGGACAUUGAGGGAUUCUUAAAGAGAGAGAAAGGGUAUAAGCUUGAUUCAGAUUCUCAAAUAUGUCCAUUAUCACUUACACCACUCGGAUGUCCUCUACCACCUUCACAAUGUCCUUAUCGACAUACUGUACCUUCACCUGCAAACUUCACACUACCACCGCCCCUUCCACCACAUCCAAGAGAAAGAGAAAAGAAAUUAACAGUGUGUAAACAUUAUCUGAGAAAUUUAUGUAAGAUGGGUGAUAAUUGUGAAUAUACACAUGACUUUAAUCUAAGAACAAUGCCAAUCUGCAUAUGGUUUGUCAAACAAGGUAAAUGUGAAUUAGGUGGUGAAUGUUUAUAUUUUCAUCCAAGAGAUAGAAGAGUCGAAUGUCCAGAUUAUAAUCGUGGUUUUUGUGUUAAUGGUCCAGAAUGUGAUAAACGACAUGUAAGAAGAAGAUUAUGUCAAGCAUAUCAAAGUGGGUUCUGUCCAGAUGGUAAGAACUGUAAACUGUCUCAUCCCUCACCGAAUCGUCCUUCACCUGAAGAAUACGUCAACCCAAUCCCACCUGAUCCCAAACAGUUCACUGGUCCUCCACCACAAUUACCAGCAGGAUACGGCCGAUGGCGAGAAUACAGAUAUGAUCCUAACGCUGUGGUGGUUCCUGCUCCUGCUUGGGUAGAAGGUGGUUCUUUGAGUGGUUGGAGAGCAGGUGGAUUCUUAUCAUCAAAUGCACGUCGUGGGCCCGGUGGCGGUGGCGGCGGUGGCGAAGAUAGAGACAGUGGUGGAUCAAGAGGUCAUGAUGGUGGUGGUCGUGGUGGCGGUGGAGGAGGGGGUGGCGGGGGACCCGAUGGAUAUGAGAAGAAAACUGGUUGGGUAAAAGACCUAAGUACUGUGCUUUGUUUCAGGUGUAACACAUACGGUCAUUUCGCAAAUACAUGUCCUAAUCAAGCUGUUCCAGGAGAUAGAGGUGGAUUGAAGAAAGAGUGA
Messenger RNA from Kwoniella shivajii, 1062 nucleotides. Its product is annotated as mRNA 3'-end-processing protein YTH1. Bases 1 to 1062 code for a protein of 353 amino acids. NCBI's taxonomy places the organism in Eukaryota, Fungi, Basidiomycota, Tremellomycetes, Tremellales, Cryptococcaceae. The record is from RefSeq and is a predicted model, not a curated record. The transcript is spliced from 4 exons. Gene Ontology annotation, molecular function: RNA binding; zinc ion binding.